Messenger RNA from Pan troglodytes (chimpanzee), 264 nucleotides. Its product is annotated as LYR motif-containing protein 2-like. The record is from RefSeq and is a predicted model, not a curated record. The coding region runs from base 1 to 264 and encodes 87 amino acids. NCBI's taxonomy places the organism in Eukaryota, Metazoa, Chordata, Mammalia, Primates, Hominidae. Gene Ontology annotation, cellular component: mitochondrion. The transcript has a single exon.
AUGGCCGCUUCCCGCUUACCCCUAGCAACACUAAUGUUAAAGCAGUUCAUCAGAAGGCAACAAGUUCUCCUCUACAGAAGGAUUUUCCAAACAAUUCAGCAAGUUCCAAAUGAUUCUGAUCGCAAAUACCUGAAGGAUUGGGCAAGGGAAGAAUUCAAAAGAAACAAAAGUGCCACCGAAGAGGAUACAAUUCGGAUGAUGAUUACUCAAGGCAAUAUGCAGCUCAAGGAGUUAGAAAAAACACUGGCUUUAGCAAAAUCUUAA